CUCCCAUAAUUGGCCACAAAUUUAGGACCUAAGAACUCAGUAACGAAGCUAUUUCAAAACCCAAAAAAAGCAAGAAAAGGAGGAAAGAAACCAAACGAUGGAACAGAGCGCCUCCAUCAAUCUCUCCAGACCAAUCAGAUGCAUCGUCAAGCUUGGUGGGGCAGCAAUUACUUGCAAGAAUGAACUAGAGACAAUACAUGAUGAAAAUCUCAAGGAGGUUUCAUUGCAGCUGAGGGAAUCCAUGAUUGCGCAGUCGCCUUCUGGCAAGUUUCUCGGGAUGGAUUGGAGCAAACGAGCUGGAGAAUCAGAAAUUUCAUGCAGCAUAAAUGAUUUUAGUGCUGAGCCAGCAGUGGAUUCCAGCUCAUUUAUUGUUGUUCACGGUGCAGGUUCUUUUGGGCACUUUCAAGCUAGUAAAUCUGGGGUUCAUAAAGGAGGACUGAACAAACCUCUUGUUAAGGCUGGUUUUGUUGCUACACGCAUUUCUGUUACAAAGCUCAAUCUUGAAAUUGUUAGAGCUCUAGCUAGAGAGGGUAUUCCUUCUAUUGGAGUGUCUCCAUUUUCAUGUGGAUGGUCAACCAGUAUGAGAAAUAUAGUUUCAGCUGAUUUGUCUGCGGUGACUAACGCCAUUGAUUCUGGCUUUGUACCUGUUACCCAUGGAGAUGCUGUACUUGAUGAUGAACUGGGAUGCACCAUAUUGAGUGGAGAUGUCAUCAUACGACAUCUUGCAGAACAGUUCAAGCCCGAGUUUGUGGUUUUUAUGACAGAUGUUCUGGGGGUAUACGACCGACCACCAUUGGAUAGCAGUGCAGUACUCUUGAGAGAAAUUGCGGUGCAUGAAGAUGGGAGUUGGUCAGUUGUGAAGCCAACGCUUGAGAACAUGAAUAAAGUGAAAACAGAUGUAGCAGCUCACGAUACAACGGGGGGCAUGGAGACCAAGAUUUUGGAAGCUGCCAUGAUUGCGAAACUCGGAAUCGAUGUCUACAUUGUCGAGGCAGGAACAAGCCAUUCUUUGAGGGCCUUGCGUGGUGAAUUGAGAGGCAAUGUUCCUGAAGACUGGCUUGGGACAGUAAUUCGGUUUUUAAAAUGAUCUAACUUGAAUUGAAAUGACUUUUUUUUUUGUCCUCAUGGGCCAUUAACUUGGUGAUAAAGCGUACAAAACCCAUUGUUGAAGCUUCAAUGAGAGACGCUAAAGCUAUUAUUUUGUGGGGAAAAUGAGAUGAAGACGCAAUAAAUUCUGACAAAUUCAUAUUGCAAGCA
Humulus lupulus (European hop) is the source of this 1257-nucleotide messenger RNA. Its product is annotated as isopentenyl phosphate kinase. NCBI's taxonomy places the organism in Eukaryota, Viridiplantae, Streptophyta, Magnoliopsida, Rosales, Cannabaceae. Gene Ontology annotation, cellular component: cytosol. The record is from RefSeq and is a predicted model, not a curated record. Bases 98 to 1087 code for a protein of 329 amino acids. The transcript has 12 exons. Gene Ontology annotation, molecular function: kinase activity.